Messenger RNA from Bombyx mori (domestic silkworm), 3342 nucleotides. Its product is annotated as protein OPI10 homolog. The transcript has 4 exons. Gene Ontology annotation, cellular component: nucleus; cytosol. Gene Ontology annotation, biological process: protein import into nucleus. Gene Ontology annotation, molecular function: nuclear import signal receptor activity; Hsp70 protein binding. The record is from RefSeq and is a predicted model, not a curated record. NCBI's taxonomy places the organism in Eukaryota, Metazoa, Arthropoda, Insecta, Lepidoptera, Bombycidae. Bases 103 to 708 code for a protein of 201 amino acids.
UGUUGUGAGUAGGUACAUAUAUGUACGGUUUGUAUGGAUUUAGAUGCAAAUUGUUCCAGAAACAUUAAAUAGAAGGUAGUCAUUUAAGUAACACUAGAUAAAAUGACUAACGUUUUUGGAUUAAUCGUGUCUGGGCGACUGGUCCACACAGAUUUCUCACCUAUUGCUGAGACUAGAUUCCUGACCACAAUCACAGAAGCAGACAGCAUCAACCAUGUAGCAGUAUUUCUGACAGGAGCUGUACCUCUACCACCUGGAACAGCAGCAAUGGUCUACUGGAGCUGGCCUGACCCAGCCGCACCUCCUAACUGGCAGCUACUUGGUCACAUUUCGAACAUCAAGCCAUCGGCCAUAUUUAAGAUAUCAAAUUUAAAAAAACUACAUGAGCUAACAAAUGAAAACAAAUUCAUGGGCACAUUUGGACAGCAGCAGAUAUGUCACAAUGCACAAAUAGGAAUAUCUAUUGAGCCUGAAGCCAAUGUGCAACUAUUGGCUUCAUCUGUUGCACUCCAAGAAACAAACAACUAUGUGACAUUUGCUCAGAAAAUGUUAGAAAACUUAGUCAAUUUUGUAGCAUCAUUCUCUGUUACGCAAGAUCAGAUGACACCCACACCUGGUGUUUCAUACAUCCCGCUGAACACCCUUCACACGUGGUACCAGAACUUUGAGAGAAGGCUCCAGCAGAAUCCUAAUUUCUGGAAGAAUUAAUCAAAUCAGUGAUUGUUAUGUAGUGUGAGUGUCAAGCUGCAGUAUGUAUUAAGGUUCUGAUUAAUAAAAACUAAAUAUGCUUGCUCGCUCGGCAGUGAGUUACCGAAUGAAAUGUAAUUGGUAGGGCUCCACUAAUGUAAAAAUUUUACUCAGUAUUUUCGCUUUUCGCGGUAAAAACUAAUUUAAAAUUCAAAUACUGUCCACCAAAACUGAAAAAAACGCCACAUUAAACUGUAAAAAUACUUGUAAUUAUAAAUUAUACUAAUUGACCAGCUAAAAUUCCCUACAUAGAUAUCUCAAUGUUUAUUUCAUGAGCAAUGUAAGAGACAAAUUGGAAACUGGUUUUGUGAAGACAUUUUAUGUUUACGGUUAGUAGUCGUACGCUGUCGCCAACGGCACUACCCGGGAGUCGGCCCCCGGGCUCCACAGCUGGACAUCUUACAAUAUUAUGAUGACAUUAGUUCAGAUGUGUUUUCACAAUGUUACGGGACAGCGAUGCCAAAUUAUGGCUGGUCUUUAUUUUUUAUAUGACAAUGAAAUGUGAACUUAAGUCCUUCAGGCAAUUAUCCUUACAGAUUGUGUUGGCAUCAAUUACUUUAAAAUUUUAAGUGUGAAAUUUAAAUGCUCUUUUGACAAACUUUCGCCUCAAAAAAGUUAACAGCAGCUAACACUACUUUUACGGUUCAAUCGCAUUGGUUAUUUGGAUUUGUGAAUGAACUCACGGCCCACCUGAUGUUAACUGGUCACCGGAGCCCAUGAAUUCACUUCUAUUGUACAAUGGCUGCCCCACCCUUCCAACUGGAACAUAUUACUGCUUUACAGCGGAAAUGUGCAGCACCGGGGCACCCACCCGGGGGGACCCGCAACACGCCCUGCCACUAGGCACCAGCCUCCAACCAGUACGCUAAUUGUAUAUUUUGGCGAUUUUGAAUUUUUGAACGAAGACGUUUGUGAAUUCCUAAUGUAUAUAAUACAAUAAGCAGAGGGGGUUGAUAAACGUAUCUCUUAGAGUACUGAAAUAUACUUUUAUUCAAAUUUAUAUUAGUUGAUGAAAUAUGUAAUAAUAUAUAUAAUAAUAUAUAUAAUAAUAAUAUAAAUAAUAAAAAUAUAAAAUACGUUACUGUUAACUAAUGUCAGAUUACUUCAAUUGGAAAUAUUCAAAUUAACCUAACUUUACAUACUUAAAAUAUUAUACAUAAUUAGAUUAAUAUUUCGAGCACUCGUGUAUGGUAGAAUAAGCUCCAAAAAUAAAACGCUUUAUUGUUCAUUGUCGAUCAACCUUAGCAAUGUUGGAGAAAUGAUGGCGUAAUGUCGGAAGUCUACGGAAUAAAUUAAAAAAUUUAAUUGACAAGAAAAUUAUAUUUAAUAUUAUAUUAAAAAUUAUAUUAUCUUCUUUCCCCAUACAAUAUUGUCUUUCGUGUUGCUCACAUGCACUUGGCUCGUUUGGCCGAACUGGCACCAGUUUCUCUUUAAGAGAAUCAGGAACUAUCCAAAUCCAAAGUUGAGCAUGUCCCACAUUCUACGCAGGUACAGUCGCGGUUGCCGCAGCACCAACGUCCUCGGAGUCGAGGUAUUUUUGUCAAUUUCAUAGGUCACCGAGGGUUAAACUAUUAUUUUUGAUUUAUUGAAUAGCGUCGGAACUAUUAUUAAAAGCUAUAUUCGAAAGAUCUCGCUGCCCGUUGCAAUGUAAUUGUUCAAUAAUAAUAACGAAUAUUUGAAGUAAGUUUUCGUCAGUCUUGUCAUGGAGCAUUAUAUUUGCCGAGAUAACUUGCGAGCUACUAAAUAACGGGCCUUUUUCUCGCCAAACUGCAAACAGCUUCAGUAGAUACUAUAGUUAAGUUUAACCCGGUGUUGUUGUCCUUGAAUAUUCCAACAAUGAGCCUUUAACGUGCCUGUAUAAGUAAGUUCACUGCGCAUGUCAUCGUCAGUCAUCGAGCGACUGUACAGUAGUGCAUUGCAAUAAUUCCCGAACACGCGGACAGGUGGCGCUGCACUCACUACUAUAUUGUCGUUACGUACAUUGCACGCAAUGGAACGCGAUUUUGAAUGACCUCUAAAGAACGUGGGGGACUGCCUUCAUGUUGUAGUAGGUUAAUGAAGUAUUUAAGUAAUUACGAAACAAGCAAUAUUACGUUUAGUUUUGUAAAUAAAUGUUCGGUUCUUGUAGAUUGUUCUGGUCCUGUUACCAGGAGCUGUCACGGGUGUCCGUAGACAAUCGUGUUCAAUGUACGUGCCUCAGUGAUGACAGCUGCCUUCAAUUGUAAUUAGCCGUGUAUUUACAAGUAACUAACUGCGCCCGCGGCUUCGCCCGCAACGAAAUGCAACUUUAUAUUAACACAUAACGGCUAUAAGACGAUUCAGAAAGCCAACUAUAUAAGACAUUUCAGAACAAUUUAUAGGCCAAAUUUUCAAAAGAUAAUAUCCCUGGCCGCAGCGCCACCAUCCGGCACUCACGCACCCGUGCCCGUCGGAGUGGUCAUGUCGCAGCCCUUUGUAUAUGGUUGCAAAGUUUCUUAUCUAUUGGGCUAUUUUAGGUGUACAUAUAUUUUAUUAUUUUUAUAUAUAUAGAUAUCGUGUGCGGGAGGCGCCAAGACUGCUUAAGAAUGUUUUUUUAAUAAAGAAUGAUUUUUAUAA